UAUAGAGAAUUUUUCUAAGUGGGCUCCGAAAACGAUUGGUAAACCGAGUUGCCGGCUGAAAUGGAGAGUGAUAAGGAAGUCAACUUUGUGGAAGUUGCAGUAAUCGGAGCUGGACUAAGUGGUUUGUUCGCUGCCCGGGUUCUUCACAAGAAGUAUGGUGUCAAGGUUGUUGUUCUUGAGGCAAGAGACCGCGUAGGCGGGCGUACUUUUACUGAAACGGACCCCAGUUUUGGUUACUGUGAUUUGGGUGGAGCCUAUGUAUGUGAAACUCAGACCAGACUGCUGAAACUUGCCCAGGAGCUAGGAGUAGAAACAUAUCAAGUUUACAGUCAGGGACAAUCUGUGGAACAUUAUUUGGGUAAAAGAAUUACUAAGCAAGGAGCCCUUCCUUCUAUGGGGUCCAUAUUAGGUGCCUUAGAUGUUAACAACUUCUGGCAGCUCCUGGACAAAAUGGCCAAACAAGUUCCUCUGGAGGAUCCUUGGAAUGCCCCUUGUGCUUUAGAAUGGGAUAAGAUGACUGUCAAACAGCUGAUUGAUCAGAAGUGUUGGACAAGGUAUGGAAAGGCUGCAGCUGCUGCAUAUGUGCAAGGAAUUCUCACUUCAGAGCCACACGAUAUCUCUCUGUUGUUUUUCUUGUGGUAUCUGCAUUCUGGAGGAGGGACAAAACGGAAUAUUGAAUUUGAAGCAGGAGGGGGACAGGAAAUGAAAUUUUGUGGAGGCUCUCAGACUGUUAGUAUGAAAAUGGCUGAACAUCUUGGUGAUAGAGUGAAAUUAAACAGCUGUGUUGUGCGUAUUGAAGAGUGUGAUGAUCAUAUUAAAGUGAAAUGUGCAGAUGGAACAGAAUAUAGGGCUUCAUUUGUCAUCAGCUCAGUUCCUCCAGCUUUGCUCGGAAAGAUCAGCUUCAAUCCUCCUCUUCCACCUCUAAAAAAUCAGGCAAUUCAAAGAAUUCCUAUGGGAUCCAUUAUCAAGACAAUCACCUUCUAUGAUCGGCCAUUUUGGAGAGAGAAAGGUCUCGCAGGCUAUUUUAAUUCGGAUGAAGGUCCAGUUGAGGAAGGUUACGAUGAUACUAAACCAGAUAACAGUCAUCCGGCCAUUAUGGGGUUUAUACUGGCGGAUAAAGCGCGACAGACAACAACUCUUACCAAAGAGGAAAGACAGAAACUAGUUUGUGAGCAAUAUGCCAGAAUAUAUGAUACCUCAGACGCACUGGAGCCAGUGUUGUAUUUAGAGAAGAACUGGAUGGCGGAUGAGUUUUCUGGAGGCUGCUAUGUUGGAACUUUUCCUCCUGGGGUGUUAACUGCUUACGGAAAAGUUUUGAGGAUGCCUUUUGGUCGAGUGCAUUUCGCUGGAACGAUCACGGCGACACUUUGGGCCGGUUACAUGGAAGGCGCGAUAGAGUCUGGGGAACGCGCUGCUGUGGAGGUGCUAUGCAGACUUGGUAAGAUGACAGAAAGUGAAACUAGAAAACGACUUAAGUUAGAGGGUUUGGAAUCUAAGUUUUUAGAGUUUUCAUUUAUGGAGAAGCACUUACUACCAUCUGUGCCCACCUUGUUGGCUUGUUCCUCUCUGCUCAGUGGGGCGGUUGUUCUCUCAAUACUUUGGUGGAAAUAUUGUUUAAAGUAGAACUUGUCUAAUUCAGUUAAAUAACUGUGAAAUGUUCUUCAAUUUGGAGAGAUUUGAGCCCAUAUUUGGUAUUUUGUUUUAGAAGCUUAGGUCCUACUGGGAUAAAAUAUUAUAAAAUUUGGUCCUUAUCAAACCAUAUGGGAUUUUUCGAUACUUCGCAGGAAACGAAGAACUCGACAGCACUCGAAAAUGUAAACAAAGUGAAAUAAUUCAAGAAUAUUACUCAAAAAAUGCUGUAAAGGACCACCCGUGUUCGAGCCAGGGUUUAAGCGCUCAUUCUUAAUGGGCAUUCCAAAGGGGAAAGAGCUAUUACUUUUAUUACUUUAUUGAAAAGUCAAACAGGAUAAGCUGAUACUACUAGCUUCAAAUGAUGUCUGAUGUUUCUUUUUUUGUCAUU
Pocillopora verrucosa is the source of this 2020-nucleotide messenger RNA. RefSeq names its product amine oxidase [flavin-containing] B. NCBI's taxonomy places the organism in Eukaryota, Metazoa, Cnidaria, Anthozoa, Scleractinia, Pocilloporidae. Gene Ontology annotation, molecular function: oxidoreductase activity. The record is from RefSeq and is a predicted model, not a curated record.